Messenger RNA from Anopheles marshallii, 16557 nucleotides. RefSeq names its product protein purity of essence (gene poe). Bases 1 to 16557 code for a protein of 5518 amino acids. Gene Ontology annotation, molecular function: protein binding; zinc ion binding. The transcript is spliced from 8 exons. The record is from RefSeq and is a predicted model, not a curated record. NCBI's taxonomy places the organism in Eukaryota, Metazoa, Arthropoda, Insecta, Diptera, Culicidae.
AUGGCUGCUGCCCAUUCCGGAGGUGUUGAGUGGGCUGCAAUUUUAAAGCCUUUUCUUUCGUCAUCAAGUGAAAAUAUCAGCAAAACCGAUGUGUUAAACUUGAUCAAAACCAUAAUACAAAAUGAAAAUGAAAUCCUCGAGCACGAUGCCGCAUACAAGCAGUUUUUCGACAAUUUCGUUGUGCUGGCUGCAGAGAACAUCACUAGCCAGGUCACCUCAUUGUCGCAAACACAACUUCAACAGUUUACGGAAGCUGCUUCAAUAUUAAUUCGUUACAUAAUUCUACAUUUGGAUACGACUGCACCAUGCAAACCCAGCAUUCUGUUGAUGGCCCUAAAGAUUCUUUGCGAAGGGAAAAGGGCGAACGAAAAUCAGCCGAAUGCUACCAGCUCGGCUUCGUCAAUCAUUUCAGUGUCUGGGAUGAAGUACUUAAAGUAUCCUGAGAUUCCGGGAAAUAAACCGGCUUCGGUCGGAGCCCCAAGUAGCAGCGGCAGUGGUGGCUCGGCCGCUGGCACAAGCGAUAAGGAAAGUCCCAAAACGGAAAUGAAACGUUCGCGAUCGGAUUUGUCGACGGUGAUCUUACAACAGCUAACGACUCCAUUGUGCAGCUGGGCUGUAACUUUUGCUGCACUCAGUGAAGAACAAAUUGACUGCACGGAUUUGUUCGUGAAGCAAAAUCUACAAUGCAUGAAUGCAAUCAAUGCUGGAGAAUCGUUACUCAAAUGGUGUUCGACGGCGUUAGGUACGUUGGCCAAGUAUCGCUUCAAGUACGAAGAGUACACCAUGCUGGGCCGUCCGCUUUACCUACCGGUUACAAAUACUGAGGCGAAUGCUAUCAAAAACAUUUUCAAUUUGAUGGAGUCCGACAUAACAAAUUUGCAAUUAGCGAUCUCUCUACCUCUUCUGGAGCCGCUAACCCCCAAGAAAAUCUCGCUCCUGUCGCAGUGUGCCAUGUCUGCACUUUACUGUUGCGUACUUACAUCCACCGCUGUGAGUGUUAUUACUAUGGCAUCUGCUGGAUCGCAGAAAACCGCUUCCUCUGGUCAAUUACAGCAAGCGCAAGGACAAACAGGAGGAACGCAAACACAAAAGGAAAGCGAAGAGGAAGAAGACUUCGCCCGAACGAUUGUGGACAAAGGAUUGGAAAUUUUUACGAAAAUUGGCAACAUGCUCAAAACGUCCACACGUACCCACAUUUACCAGAACCACAUGUGUAUGGGUGCAUGGUUAUUGAUAUCUGGCAUCCAAGGUACGAUGGGUGCCUCCGGAAAUACCAGCGGACUGCAACAGAUGGUGCCCAUUUCAGCGAAAACAUCGGAAGAAAGUUUGAAGGGACGCAGUCCUCUAAAAACGCUUGAUGUACCGCAAAUGGCAUCAGCGCAACCGUCACCAGCAUUGCGCGUGAAUCUGUUCAAAGUUCAGCAAGGAUUUGGCGUGUUGAAUGCGGCUAUUGCUCGUCACAGUAUCACCUUGAUGACGGAGCUGAUCGAUGAUCUGAAGAUAGACUCCCGUACUGAUGAUGAUGAAUACAGUAGCAUCGAAUCGGCCGGAUUUGAUAUUCUGGGACAGUACACGUCGAUUCAGCGUGUGGUACGUGUGCUUAACAGUGCCACGCUGCAACAGCUGCUCACAUUCCUUGCUACAGUAUCCUAUCGCAAAGCAUGUACCCUUCGCAGAAUUAACACCAAAAACACAAACGAUGGAGAACCGAUGAGCUACAGUGAUUCGACGACAUACUUUAAUGAUACGUUCUCCUGUUCGGAGGAGAGCGAACCGGAAGAAGAGGACAGCGAUAGCUACCUUGGACUUUGGUUCAAGGAAACGCUUUCUCCGGAUAUGAAUGAGGAGAUGACCGAAUCGCAAGAACAGGAAAAUAAGGAUGAUAAAGGUCGUCACGGUAGCAAUCUUGUGCCGGCUAAGGAUGAACCUCACGAAUAUCUUAAUCUGGCCUCCUUAAUUUUCAACUUCUUCGAUGUUUCGCUCGGUGGAAGCCACAUCUACCUGAGUCGUUACGUGAAGACAGGUCUCAGCGAACAACAGAUGGUACUGUUAGCCAACAUCUUGCGCGAUCUUGAUCGGGAUUCGGCUCGCGGCGAAACUGAUAUACCCGGUUGCAUGCAGUGGCAAAACGCCAUGGUGAAGUUUUCUGGGGCCGUUGGACGUUAUUUGCACAAUCUAAUAUCAAACUCGCUGCUGAAUGAAUCGCUGCAGUCUGCCCUGCUGCUGCAUUUGGGAGUAUCACCAUGGACACAGGAUGCAAACAUUUGGCCACUCCAGGUAUAUUCACGAACACUUGCUGUGCUGGUUCAAAUUCUUUUGCUGAAACCGUCACAGGAAAAAGAAGCAGCGUGUCUGUCUGUGUGGCAUCGUCUUGUGAACACGAUCGUGGAAGGCAUUUGUUCCACCCAAACCAUCCCUAAUGAAUCAGAGAUAGAAGAUCUCAACGUGGAGCAUGCUCAGCUGCUGCUGUUUCUGUUCCAUUCACUCAACCUGAUGCAAAAGAAAUCUAUACUUCUGCUUACGGCAGGGGGAGUCAUACGCUGCUCGGAGGUAUGUCGCAGUGUCACACCCGAUAAACCGUUGAGAGAUCACCAGAUCAUGCUGCUGUCCCGGUUGCUGCUAUUCCUGGAGUAUCUGAUGAAACACCUGUACAAUCCACCAAACGUUUUACUGGAGCAAGUGCGCUGGAACUUGUUCAGUGUGUUUACGCUGGAUAGUGAACAAAAAUUGGCUGAUUUGGUAAACUACAAAACGAAAAUGAUGUCAUUCUGUCGAAAGGACAUAGAAGACAAGCACCGUAAGCUGGCAAACGAGUUUAGUGUUGGUGGCGUGAAACCCAAGUUCUACUCGCUGACUACAGUCGAAUCGAAGGUGCAGCAAGAGUUUAAGCUCGACGGUUUGGCCUGGAAUUUUAUUCUUUGCACCCCCGACAAGCUAAAGUACCCGUGGCUUAUUGAUGCUUUAAUUGAUAUCCUGGGCAUAACGGACAUGUGCCUUGCACGUAUCCCUUUUCAAACUUUGUGCGCUGUGCAUUAUUGUUUCAGUCUUAGCUGGAAGUUAUUGCUUGGUUUGCCACCGUCUACGCAGCACGUGGAAGCACUGAUGCAGGAAAAGAGUCCAAAUCUACAUUCUUUGUUGUGGUCUAUUCGUUGCCUGCAUCCAAUAACCCAUUCGCAUUAUCUAAUUGUGAACAGUCUCGUUAAACAGGGUAUGUAUACUCAGUCAGCGGAGGCAAUGUGGAUCCGGCUAACGGAAUAUGUUUCCGAUGUGAAGUACAGUUUGAAAAUGACCUUGCUCGGACUGGAAUCCUUUGCGAAGAGCUUUACGCCAGAUCAACCAAGAUUGUCAAAGAUUAUACUGCUAGACAGUCUUAUGUCGCAUCUGUUUGCUGUUUGUUGGGCAGAAAAAGAGGGUGUUAAUGUGAAAGCUGCCAAAACCAAUAGUAAUACGGUCGCAUCAUCUGCAACAUCAUCUGCCACAGCUAGUAAUACCUCAACGGCAAACGCUGGCUCAUCGCCGGUGGUCACCAACGAAAGUAAUGCUAGCGGAGCAAGUUCUACGACAGUAUCGGGAGCUGCAAACAUUGUUGCGUCUGGCCCAUCAGCUAGUACAUCUUCAUCCGAUGGGUCGCCGUGUGUUAUCUCGGCAGAAGUCUCUCGGGCCGAUUUGACAAAGAACAUAAUGCACGCUUUACUGGACGUAUUGGAAAUAGUUCGCGAAUCAACCUACAAAACUAUGUUCCAGAAUUUGAGUGGCCAAAUACCGUCCUGUUUGAUUGAACCACUGAUUGCCAUUGCGGGCACAAAGAAUUCGUUUUGUUCGGAACUUGCUCAACAGCUGGUUAGUUGUAUCACUGGUCACGAUAAAGAUGUAAUAGCUGUUGAAUGGCGCAAGAGUUUGAGUACGUUGACCGAAGAAAAUUUCAUCAGUGGAUCAUUUCCGGUGGAAUUGCACACCCUGACGGUGAUCGAAGCACACCUGACGGAGGUCUCCAAACAUCUGUCGUACUCCAUACUGUUGUCUCUGAAGAACGCUCUCAAAUCGGCGGUCAAUCUCAUAUACUACAUGCUUCCGAACUAUGACGAUAUCAAGUUGGACGAACGUUUGAAGGAAAUCCUGAUCCCAAUGGUGUUCGAUUUGCGUGCAGAAUACUUGCACGGGCCGAUCAACAAAUGCUUGGAGUCGUUACUGGGUGGAGAUAGCAAUUGCGAAGCAUAUCAGCUGGCCGCGUUCUCAAACAUCAUCAAGCACAGCUACCAAUUUCUUAUCGAAUAUACCGACCUGUGUGCUACAGGCUGUGCCACGAAUAUCGAUGAAUCGGUACUCUGCAACAUUCUCAAGUAUUGGGAAUUGAUGUUAGAAAAAUCGAACGGAUUGCGGGCAAUGCGCAACUUUUUCUACGAGUCAAAGUCCGGUAAUCUGGUGCAAAUAUUGCUAUCCUUCACUGGCACCAAUAUUUCGCAGGCUUACUCCACACGCGUACUUCAGUUCUUUGAGAAGCUGUUUCAAGCCGCGGAAAAACUUGAUGCGCCUUUCGAUGAGGAGGAGCUAUGUUCAUGUAUCGCAGAGCUGGCAGUUACCGAUAGUACACGUUUGAAGAGUUGGUUAAGUCAUAUUCUACUUGGUCCUGGAGGAAUCAGUGUAACGCCAAACGCAUCCAAUAAUUCGAGCAAUGUACCAACUCCGACAAAUAUGGCAACAGUAUCGGCAAUUCCGAGCAUUACUGACCAACUGGUGGGGUCAGCAACAGCAGCAGGUGGCGUAGAACCCGGUUUAUCUGAAAGCAACACUACAGCUGCAAAUGCACCCACCACUACCGAGGGUGAGCAGCAGGACGCCAUGGAUAUCGAUUAUGAAUGCAUGACUAAGGGCAGUGGAUGGCAGGCAGCAGCAACGAGCUGUGGAAAGGUCGCUAUUGAAGAUGCAUCAGGCGAAACAUUGGAACGCAACGGCAAGCUGCUCCAGUCACUUGUUAAAUACAUAGUUGCGGAGAAUCGUAUUUCCUCGUCAGUAUCGGAAGCCCUAUUUCAAGCCCUAAUUCAAAUCGGUCACAACCUUCUUUCGCCGACGCAGGAAGCAAUAGAGUUUUCUGACCUCUUGCAGGUGAUGAUCACCCUUGCGGAUGCUGGUAAAGGCCGUGGUCAUGGUAUACUGUUUUCCGCUGCCAUCGAUUGGUUGGAUGUAUGCCGGGCGCAAGUUUUGGAUGCAGGAAAAGCCGGAUCAAGUGGAUGGAGGGCAGCAAUUCAGCUCGAUAAUGUGACCGCUAUUCUGAAGUACAUGAGCGAUCUUCUGAUGGGACUGGGCGCUAAGGGCAGCCGUGUACUGAAUCCACCUUGGGACGAAGAGUCGCUGCUGGAUGCGGAUGACAUUUUGGAAGAGCUUGGAGGGGAAGAGGAAGAUAGCACAGUCGACGACUCCGAUGAGGACAGUCUCGGCAAUAAGCUCUGUACCUUCUCUAUUACACAAAAGGAUUUUAUGAACCAGCAUUGGUACUAUUGUCACACGUGCAAAAUGGUGGACGGUGUGGGCGUAUGUUCGGUGUGUGCAAGAGUUUGUCACAAAAAUCAUGACAUCAGUUAUGCAAAGUACGGUAAUUUCUUUUGCGAUUGUGGCGCUAAAGAAGAUGGUUCGUGCCAAGCGCUAAGCCGACGCAGUAAUUCUGGGCAUACAGAGGAUUCAAUAUUGGGUCCAUCAUCGGCUGCUUCCAUCUUGCCACGUUCCAAUGAUGCUGAAAGCGUUUUGCUAGCAAGCAGCUUAAUGAGACGACGACAUCCUACCAGUCCUUCGCAUGAAGGCCCCAGUUCAAGCCGUGCAGCACAAGGACAAACUUCGGAGAAAGAGCAACAAUUGGCAAAAAUCAUUGAAACUUCGCGUGAAGCAUUGAACAAUCCCAGUCAAUGGAAAUCCGUGAUUCGUUGCAUUCUUGUGUUCUUCAAUUCACUAAUGCCUACAGUCAAAGAGCAUUGUGCAAGAUAUUCUCCCGUGGGCUGUUACUGGCGGGCUAAGAAUGCACUGGAGCGUCUGCAUCGUCCGGAGAAAUCGUAUGUAUUGAGCGACGACAUCAUGAUUGCUACGCUUGGUUCUCAGGAAGGUGCGUUCGAAAAUGUACGCAUGAACUAUUCUGGUGAACAAGGUCAAACAAUUAAACAGCUGCUCUCAACGUAUCUCGUGCGUCGGGUGGCAUUGUGUUGCCUGGCUUCUCCUCAUGGUAAGCGCCAGCAAUUAGCCAUCUCACACGAGAAAGGAAAAGUUACGAUUCUACAAUUAUCGGCCCUAUUGAAGCAAGCAGAUGCGGCAAAACGCAAGCUUACGCUUACCAGACUCGCAUCGGCUCCAGUGCCGUGUACCGUACUUUCGCUCGCAUCAAACCCGGCUAACGAAGAUUUUCUAGCUGUGUGUGGUCUGAAGGAGUGUCACAUACUUACAUUCACCAGCACGGGUACUGCAAACGAUCACAUCGUAUUAACUCCUCAGCUUGACACAGGAAAUUUCAUUAAGCGAGCCAUCUGGCUACCAUCUUCGCAGACCAAAUUAGCCCUUGUCACGGCUGAUUUUGUAAAAAUCUACGAUUUGGCUGAUGACAGCUAUAGCCCGCAGUACUACUUCCUGGUGCCUAGCGGCAAGAUUCGCGAUUGCACAUUUGUUUACGAUCAAGAGGGUACGUACUACAUGCUGAUAAUGUCUUCAUUGGGCUACAUCUAUACCCAACCGCUUAGCGAUGAAAGCCUGGCAAAGCAUGGUCCUUUCUACGUAACAAGUACGCUAGAACUUGACCAUCCACUGAUCACAGACGACAACGGACAGAUUCUGGCAGGAGGUGUAUCGAUAUACUAUUCUCACGUCCUGCAGCUGUUGUUCUUCAGUUAUGCCGCGGGUCGCAACUUUAUGGCUCCGCUCACGAACGUUAAUGAUGGUGUCAAGUGUGUCAUCAACCUAGUAUGCAAUCCCAGCUCCAAAUUGUUAUCGAAAUCAACAACACAACCACUCUGUCAGUGGACCGAAAUUCCCGGUCAUCCGGGUUUGGUAUGCGCAAUGAUGCAGAGCCUUAACAAUCCUGUCAUCUUCAUGAUCAAACCAGACGGAUAUAUGGCCCAGGAAAUCAAGGCACAGAAUGCAAAGGCAAAAAUAAUGGAUAUGGUCGCCAUCCGACACAGCGUGUCUGGUGUAGAAAAAACAACACUGAUUUUGCUUUGCGAAGAUGGCAGUUUGAGGAUUUAUGCUGCUCAUCCAGAGAAUACCGGCUACUGGUUGUCUCCAGAAGUGCAACCAAUCGGACAUCAGCAAUCGUUCGGCUGGUUUGGAUCAGGCGGAAGUAUGUAUGGCAAAUCUGCACGAAAAUCGAAAAAGAUGGGAAAACAAUCUGGCCACGGGGUGAACGCUACUGCGUCAACCACCGGGAAGGGGGUUGCGGGGUCCGCUCCUAAUUUCCCGAUUGAUUUCUUCGAACAUUGCACGCUGAUGAAUGAAGUAGAAUAUGGUGGAAACGAUUUGCUGCAAAUCUACAAUACACAGCACCUGAAACAUCGUUUAAACUCUACCGGACUGUACGUGACAUCAACUAAAGCCAACGGAUUCAUGCUGGAAGUCUCAAAUAAUGAUCCGAAUAUGGUCAUAACAGGUGUUCGCAUACAAAUUGGAUCACAGGACGUUACUAAAGCACCGCAGCGUGUAACCAUAUUGGGUCGAUCAGUAACCACCGUAGCUACAAGAGCCCGGUGGUUUGAUAUACCAUUAACAAGAGAGGAAAGCCUGCAAAGUGACAAGAAGCUUACCAUUCACUUUGGACCUUCGGUGGAUGCCGAACAAAUCACGAUACUUGACAGUAUCAAGAUUUACGGAAAAACUAAAGAUGUAUUCGGUUGGCCGGAGGAAACGGAAGAUGCGGCUGGAGGACAAUUAACAAAUGGUAGUUCCGGAAACAAUGGGCAGACGGCGGUAGCAAAUGGAAAUGGUGGCAAUGAGGGCACUUCUAACGAUGAAAAUGAUGUAGGAGCGAUGUAUAUGACUUCGUUGGAUCGUAUGCUUUCCAGUAUGCUGCACGUGCUAGACAGUGGUAUAUCCUUGCUAGGUGGACCAAAUUGUGAUGACAACUACCGCCAAACAGCUAUCGAUGUAGCCACAAAUCUAAUCCUCUUCCCGACCGUAAAUGUCGUACAGCAGGACGCACGCAACGUACUCAUGACAUGCCACGCCAACAAGGCGGCUUACCACACGUACAAAGAUAAGGAAAUAUUGAACGAUAUACAUCGGCAGUUGAAAAAAAUGUACGAAUCAACCGAGAGUGGAGAUAUUGAUCCUGAAGCCUUUUAUCGAGUAGUGUUGAUGAUGCGCAGUAUCGCAAUUCAAAGACCGCAAGCUAUGGCAAAGAUAUGCGCCGAACAACAGAUGGACAUUCUUUCACUCAUGAUGAUCCUCAUGAAAGAACUGUACCGUAUAACACCAGCCUACGAAGAACCGAUCGCGAUCGUUAAACGCGGACUGUGCCAUGUGGAAGCAGUCAUUUACUCGCUGGUGGAAAUCAUUUACGCAUUCGCUUUGGCCGACAGCGAACAGGUGGAGAAAAUGGCGAAACUUUUCGUUCGGCUAUUGCUUGAUUCGGCUCCAAUCAUAAGCCAUAGUGCGAAACUAGCGAUGAUUCGUUUAUUGCGGCCAAAAGUCAAGCGCCGAAAGGUGGUGCUAAUCGAAAGUCCUCCGGUCUGUUCCACGCCUACACCCUCCACAUCAGGGGUUGCAACAUCCACUGCGGGACCGUCAACAUCGACCAUAUCAAUCGGAUCGGCCUCAUCCGGACCUGCUGGACCUUCUACUUCAUCGGGAAGCAUUGCUACGGCUAACGAUGAAUUUGUAACAGCAGCUGCUGCGGCCGCCGUCGGUGGAAUGCAGGAGGUUGACGCAAUAGAAUCGCUGGGAUUAGAACCGAGUGCUGGAAACCAGGCCCUUGCUUCGCUUGAGGCUCUAUUGGGUGUUGGUUUUCCCCAUUUGCUCGAGACACAUGAUGCGGACGAUGAUACUAUAAUGGAGAUAGCGAUUGCACUUAGCCUGCAAGAUAAUGAAGCUGAUCUGCAACUUUUGCAACAGAGCAUCGCUAAUUAUCAAGGAAGAAAUAGGAACCCAGCUGCACAAAGCCUGGCUGCAGCCAUUGCCGGCGGUUCAUCAUUUAACGUCGAAUCCAACGCGUCGGGAGGUGGCUCGGAUGAUGAUGAAAUUUCCAACGUUGCCACCGAAGGAUCGACUCUCCGAACAUCUCCUGCAGGUGAACAUGCUGGUAGUGGUAGUGGUGGAUCCGAGAGUGGUUGUAGUGGUGUCGAAAGUAUCGGUGGUACUUCAGGACGCAGUUCAACGUACGAAGAGCAACCGAAUCCUUCGCCACCGCGCACUUCUGUAGUCGACCAAAUGAGCUCGCAAUCGGUCGGUACUACAGCAACAGCAGCACACCCAUCUGCUGCAGAAGCCGAAGCGUCCGACUCUAACGGAGAAACUGCAAACAAAUUGCACGUGCUGCGAUACUCCAUCUUGAAUCAACUGGUGGACAACUUUUCCGCCCUAGACACAGUAAAUGGCGCACAGUGCAUACCGUUUAUGCAGGUUAUCCUAAUGCUUACCUCUGAUCUGGAUGGCACCCAGGAACCGGAUCAGCAAGCUUUGAACCGUUUACUGCAAGCAUUAAUCGACCGACUAGAAAUUCCAACUACGAAAAUUUACCAGAUGGCUGAAAGAACGGCAAGAACAGAAGUACAGCUUCUCAUUCUACGCCUGAUUGGUGUGUUAAUGGGAAAAGUGAAGUCAAAAUCAUCAUCGUCAUCCUCCUCUGCCAACACUACGGCGGCCACUAGCUCGAGCGCGGAUAGGUCGGGUGUGAACCAACCCUUAGGGGGGGAUAACGCAUCAUUUUUGGCUCAAAGCACUGCUAACGCGCUGAUGAAAAACAAUGCUAUCCCGUAUUGUCUCCUGAUAAUGGAAUCCUUUUUGCCCCAUUGGAAAACCUCCGGUGCAUCAUCAGUCGACGAGUUGGCUUCACCGGCAACAAGUGCAACCACCGCUAAUGCUUCAGCGAAUGCAGCUUCCUCCAGUGGUGGCGGAGUGUCUAAUGCGACGUCAAAUAAUAACGGUCCGGUAAUAACAGCACCGGGAGGCACUCCAUCGAACGUUCUACUGAAACCGACACAAUAUGGAAUAAUACCCGAUACGCAACCGUUUUUUGCGAGACCCAUCCCGAAAGGGUCAGGUGAUGUGUUUGAGUUGUACUCACAGGUGCUUACCGAGAUGGCGGUUCGAUUGCCGUAUCAAAUACUGAAACUUUCCUCGGGCCAUCCGUCAUCUCAAGAGUGGAACCAUUCGUUGUGCGAGUACAUGACCGCUAUUCUCUGUGAGUAUAUGAUGUACAUGCAGUCACCAGUUUUACGUCGACAAGUUCGCAAACUGUUGUUGUACAUCUGCGGCAGCAAGGAAAAGUAUCGGCAGUUGCGCGAUCUCCACUCGCUUGAUACGCAUAUGAAGGCAGUAAAGAAAUGCUGUGAGCUUAAUUGUGCUCAAGCCGCAUCAUCUUCAUCACUAACGAAUGGUGGCCAUUCGAGCAUUCUCGGUUACGACUCGUUAGUCGAACUGACGGAGCAUUUCCGCGCGUGUCAGGAGAUUGCAUCUAUUCGCACCGGAAACUGGCAAAAGUUCUGCGUCCGUAAUGCUGACAUACUAUCUUCACUGUUGAAUAUCAGUACCUACCAGCUUGAAGAAGGUGUUUCGACGAUUAUUUUACAACUUCUGCAAUCGGCUAUAUGCUGCAACACUUCAUCACAGAUGCAACCAUCAAAAGCAUCAUCAUCGUCUGGCGUGACGGUGGAUCCACAAUUGAAAGUGUCGGUCAUUGUAAAGGAUCGGAAAGAUCGCGACAAAUCGGAAGAAUCGGACACGAUUUCAGCGCAGUCAGAAUCUAAAUUCGAUGCGGGACAAUGUGUAGCGCUAGUGGCUCAAAUUUUCAAUCAGAUCAGUCCAGCUAGUAUGAGCAAAUUCAUCCGUAGCUUCCUGCUCGAAACGAACUCAACGUCGAUUCGCUGGCAAGCUCACAGCCUCGUGUAUGCAUUCUACGACAACUGCAGCGACAUCAAUAAGGAAACGCUGCUCCAGUGUCUCUGGAGUUUGUGGCCAUUGCUACCGGCUUACGGAAAGCGCACUGCGCAGUUUGUCGAUUUACUUGGUUUCCUCACGCUCAACACACGUUCGCUGAUAGACAAGCUACCGGACUACACUGCACAGGCGGUAUCAGUGCUGAGGCAGCAGAACGAGCUGCUCUCCAAACACCCGAAUGCCCCUAUCUACACCGCUUUGGGGCAAGUGUUGGAACUCGAAGGUUUCUAUCUCGAAUCGGAACCAUGUCUUGUUUGCAAUAAUCCGGAGGUUCCAUUUUCUAAUAUCAAACUGUCAACCAUAAAGGUGGACUCCAAGUUUACCACCACUACAACGAUCGUGAAGCUCGUGCAAAGUCAUACGAUCUCGAAGAUAGUGCUACGCAUCGCUGAUCUAAAGCGGGCCAAAAUGGUGCGUACAAUCAAUAUCUACUACAACAAUCGUACUGUGCAGGCAGUGGUGGAGCUGAAGAAUCGCCCACUGAUGUGGCACAAAGCUCGCAAGGUGACGCUACAGUCUGGACAAACGGACGUGAAAAUCGACUUCUCGCUCCCAAUAACAGCGUGCAAUUUGAUGAUCGAGUACGCUGAUUUUUAUGAAACAGUAAGUGGAUCCAGCGAAAGUCUGCAGUGUCCCCGUUGCAGUGCGGUGGUACCGGCGAAUCCAGGCGUGUGUGGUAACUGCGGCGAAAAUGUGUUCCAGUGUCACAAAUGUCGCGCCAUCAACUACGAUGAGAAAGAUCCGUUCCUGUGUCAUUCGUGCGGCUUCUGCAAAUAUGCGAAAUUUGAUUACAGUAUCUAUGGUCGAGCGUGUUGCGCGGUGGAUCCGAUCGAAUCGGCCGAGGAUCGGACAAAAACGGUGCAAACAAUCCACACAUCGCUGGAAAAAGCGGACCGUUCCUACAAAUCGCUGCAAAACAAUAAGCAAAUUUUGGAGCUGCUUGUUCAGAAAGUGUCCGAACAUAAGCUCGAUCGUACACUCGAUGAAACUAUCGUGGGAGCUUCGGUUAUCGGUGGAGCAGGAGGAACUUCACAGGUUAACAAAGUAAUACAGCUGCUGGCCCAAAAGUACUGUGUGGAAUCCAAAACCACCUUUGAAGACCUGAGCAAGAUCAUCCAAAAAGUGCAGGCAUGUAGGAAGGAGUUGGUAGCAUACGAUCGAAGCCAAAUGGAUGCACCUCCACCUGGGGCUGGUUCUAUGUCAACGAGCUUUGCCUCCAGCACUGGAAUAUCGUCCAGGACAGGGACGGUUGCGUUGAAUAAGUGCUACGGUUGUGCCCUAGCAUCCACCGAACAAUGUCUCACGUUGUUACGGGCUAUGGCGUCUAAUAUGGCUUGCAGAGUUGGUUUGUGCAGUCAAGGUUUGGUGCAAGAGCUGGCAGUGAAUAAUUUACGCCGUGGAACACAUCAGCUGCAGGACGAGGUGCGUCAUUUGCUGUGUUUAUUAACACGUGACCUUCCCGAUGCAACAGGAGCGCUGUGUCAAUUGUUGCAAGAUCGAGUUAAGAUGGCACUUUCCGGUACUGUUCCGCUGUCAACGUUAGAUUCGGCUGUUCGGCACGAAAUGGCACUACUGGAGGCGAUGACAAGCCAGGACGAUAGCUGCUGGGAAACGAAGUUGCGCACUGUUAUCGAACUGUUCCUACAGGCCUCACGUGAUGCACGAGGUCCAGCGACUGCUGUCAUUCAUCCGUGUUUGCGAAUUGUGCAAUCACUCAUCUGUCCGCCGCCGAUACUUGCAACAACGAUUUCCACUGGAAGCAAGCAGCACGGUAAAGAACCAAUUGCAACCACGUUGCAAGAUUUGUGCACAGUACAGCCAGUCGAAGGGAUUACUGUCAGUUACGAAAAGUGGAUAGCAGGAGACGCAAAUCAUUCGUUUGCUGCCUGGAAAGCUCGAAUGCCUCCAGCAGCUAAUGCGAGCGCUGCAGUGGGCUCCAAUCGUCGUAUAAUGGGCGAAAGUUCAUCGGUUUCUAUGAACACUGCGGCAGUAACUCCACCUCCAAUCGGAACUGGAUUCCGAUCAGCGCUGGAACAUCGGCGAGCUACUAUACGAAAUGCGUAUCUGGUGGAAAAGUACGCAAAACGAUGGCGGCAAAAGGUUUUGGUUAAAGGAGUUUCAUCGAUUCCCGUGGAGCUACAAGCGGCUUGGCUGCAACCUAUCCUCUUUAAUACCAAUUCGCGUCUCGGACGGCAGUUAGCCUGUGCUCUCAUUACAUCGCUUAGUCGCACAAACGAACGCAAGCGAGAACUCCUUGAUCUGCUUACUAGUUUUCUACGCUACGUCGGUGAUAGUGGAGAAGCGAGUGCUGAAUUUUUGGCUCUUUACCGUAUGCUAGCGGAUGAAACGCCCUGGCGACAAUAUCUUGCGCUGAAGGGUGUCCUAACACUGCUCGUUCAACUGGUGACUGUGGAAAUUGAGAAGAUCCAUUGCCUCGAAGAAACGACGCUUUCAACCGAUCUAGCUCAAGGAUAUGCAUUACGGCAGUUGGUGGAGCUUAUGGCGCUUUUCUUAGAAAAUCCGCAAAUUCGGAAAGCGUAUAAGGGCAAACUGUUGGGGCCGGUGCUUCAGGGCUAUCUCGACCUUCGCAAGCUGAUUGUACAACGCACUCGUUUAAUCGAUGAUGCGCAAGAGAAGCUGCUAGAAAUGCUGGAGGAAAUGACUACGGGGACGGAAGAAGAAACGGCCGCAUUUAUGGCGGUUUGCAUUGACACGGUGCGGCGUACACCAACCACGGACGUAAAAACACCGGUCUUCAUGUUCGAACGUUUGUGCUCCAUAAUCCAUCCAGAAGAAAACGAUGUGGGUGAGUUUUUCCUCACACUAGAGAAAGAUCCCCAGCAAGAGGAUUACCUGCAGGGCCGUAUGCUGGGAAAUCCAUAUCCUUCCCAUGAGGCAGGUCUGGGGCCGCUGAUGCGUGAUGUUAAAAACAAAAUCUGUAUCGACUGCGAGCUGGUGGCUUUGCUGGACGACGACAAUGGUAUGGAGUUGUUGGUUCACAACAAAAUCAUAAGCCUAGAUCUGCCGGUAAAGGAAGUGUACAAAAAAAUAUGGCUUCAAGAAGGAGGAGAACGAGACAGUAUGCGAAUCGUCUAUCGAAUGCGAGGUUUGCUUGGUGAUGCGACCGAAGAGUUUAUAGAGACGCUAAAUGCCAAGAGCCAAGAGGAGGUUGACAACGAACAAUUGUACCGGAUGGCGAACGUGUUGGCGGACUGUGGAGGGCUGAAGGUGAUGUUAGAACGCAUCGGAAGCUUACAGAACGUGUCGAAAUCACGCACCUUGCUGCAGGUUCUGUUGAAAUUGUUCCUGCUAAGCGUAAAGGUGUCUCGUUGCCAGGAGGUACUCUGCCAACCGGAACUGGGGGCCAUAAACACGCUCUUGAAGGUGUUGCAAUUGUGUCUGCAAAGCAGUGAGAGCGAUACGCAACAGUCUGCCGUAACGGAGCAAUUGUUGGAGAUCAUGGAAACGAUUUUGUCCAAGGCUGCUUCCGACACCUUGGACACGUUUUUGCAAUUUUCACUUACGUUCGGAGGCCCGGAGUACGUGCAAGCACUACUAUCGUGCACCAAUUGCUCAAACGUUCGGUGCAAUCCCUCAGUACUGCGACACCUGAUCCGUGUGCUUGCGGCUCUAGUGUACGGAAAUGACAUCAAGAUGGCGCUCCUGUGUGAACAUUUCCGUUCCGUGCUCGAUUUCGAUCGAUUCGAUGCGGAACGUAGUGCCGAGGAAGAGUUCAAGAUGGAGCUGUUCUGCGUACUGACCACCGGUAUCGAGCAUAAUUCCAUCGGCGGGACGCUGAAGGACUACAUCAUGAGCUUGGAAAUUGUGGAGAAAGCACUCAACUACAUCAAGUCACAUGCACCGUGUGUGAAACCGACGCUGCUCCGCACCGACUCGGACGAGUUGAAGGAAUUCAUAUCGCGAGCCUCACUCAAGUACAUCCUCCGUUUCCUUACCGGUCUAGCGACAAAGCACGAAGCGACGCAGCUAGCAGUUGCGCAGGAUAUAAUUCCGAUCAUCCAUCGUCUGGAACAAGUGUCAAGCGACGAACACGUCGGAUCGCUUGCUGAGAAUCUGCUGGAGGCACUGUGCACUGAACCGGCGACGGCGAAGCGAGUCCAAGAGGUGCGUGAUUUUACGCGUGCUGAGAAAAAGCGGCUUGCAAUGGCGACCCGGGAGAAACAGCUGGACGCACUCGGAAUGCGUACGAACGAAAAGGGACAGGUUACAGCGAAGGGAUCAAUCCUCUCGCAGAUUGAGAAACUGCGCGAAGAAACGGGCCUGGCGUGUUUCAUAUGCCGCGAAGGAUACGCCUGCCAACCGAACAAGGUGCUCGGCAUCUAUACCUUUACCAAGCGUGCCAACGUGGAGGAGUUUGAGAUGAAGCAAAAGAAGACGAUCGGUUACACUACGGUAACACAUUUCAACGUCGUGCAUGUGGACUGUCACAUGAACGCGAUCAGAUUGGCCCGAUCGCGUGACGAGUGGGAAAGUGCAUCGCUACAGAAUGCAAACACACGCUGCAAUGGAUUGCUUCCUUUGUGGGGGCCAGAUGUGAGCGAAUCUUCAUUCUCGUCGUCGAUGGCACGCCACAACAACUACAUGCAGGAAUGCACGCAACGAUGUGAAAUCACCUUUGCUAGCUCGAUGCACGACCUGAAGCUGCUAGUGUGGCGUUUUGCACAGGAAAAAAGCUUCCACGAGGAUGCGGGUGGUGGUGGACCACAGUCGAACAUGCACCUGGUAGCAUAUCUGCUCUUCUAUGGACUGUACACGUUGCUCUCGUCUCGUUCUUACUCGCGAGAAGAGAUGAUACUCAGUGGUUUCAUUGGCCACAAACCCUCGGAACGUUGGUUGGAGUGUGCGUAUGAAGCGGAAGGUCCACUGUAUCUGCUAACCAUGUCAUUGGCUUUGCAUACGCCCGACUUGUGGUCACGCCAUAAACAGGUGCAUCUGCAGCGACUGAUUGCGAUCGCUCAGGCUCGUCACGUUAGCCCAAACACGGUUUGCAAAUUUUUGGCACCAGCCGACAAGCGCCCAAAGGAUUACACCAUCUAUAAGCCGUAUCUGAUGUUCUGGGGACUGAUCGAUUUGAUCUAUCGCAACUUUUUCCGCACCGUUGGGACGCCGAAGGAUGAAGACUGGCCGAUCUCACUAUUUAACUACAUUCGCCGAAACGAUGAGUCGUUGCUUAAGACGGCUGACACUACGUUGCAAACAUUCACCGAAGAAUAUCUACCGUGUGCUUCGUUUGGUGAAUUUUGCGAUGUGGCAGGACUGCUUGGAGACAUCGAGAAUCCUGAUGCUUGGAUGGAAGAGCUACUGCAAGCGUUACCUUCACCGGGCGGAUCAUCUGCAGCUGCCGGCUCGAGUGCUGCAGGCCCAAGUGGCGGAACGGGUUCCGGAGCGACUGCAGGAUCCAGUAAUACGGAUUAG